UCAACCUAAAAAUCGCAAGUUGCGUUGAUGUGUUAAAAAAAUUAGUGGCGUUAAAACGAAUUUGCGUUAGCACGUUGACAUUAUUCAUAUUUAAAGUUAAAUUUAGAGUCUGACAGUUAAAGGUGUUUAGUUGUGAUCGAUAAUUACUUUGGAAUGUAAAUGCUUUUUAUUAGUUUUAUUCAUUUGUUUAUUAGAAAGUAAGCGUGAACUGAUAACUCCAUUAAAUCAUUUAAAUUGUCUUAGCAUCAAUAAGUCAAAUGUAAAAUUAAUGUUCACGACGUUCCCUGGCAUUUAUUUUGAAGACUGAUUGGCAGUACUUCCGGUCUGUCUCUCGCUAGCUCCGGUUAGCUUAACGUAGCUAGAUGACGUAUCCGUUUGCUCCCGGUAUAAACACUGGCGUUCCGGUGUCCUCCGUUAAUUAGUCGCUUUCAGACCUCUCGGGACGGAUUAACCGAGCUCUCCGGUGUCCAGACGAACACAGCCGACGUUAACCGAGCCUCUCCGUCCGGUGUUGGGGGGAGUUUUUGGGGUCCAGAGCUGCGCAGAUAAACGGUACCGGACCGGGCUGUCUGCCCGCUGCAUUAACGCCGAAUUAACGGUCACUUUUCCCGCUGGGUGGUCCGGUUCAGCAGCAGCCCUUGACCCGCUUGCUUCUGUGGAUGUAACCGAAUAAAAGAAGCAGCAUGGAGUUUCUCUGGAGCCUCUCCCGGUGCUCCGACACGGUGAGGUAACGGGACCCGUCCUGAACACUCAUCAAACAGCAGCGACCUGUUGCCGGUUGCCCGGUGACGCAACGCAGAGAGGAUGAACGGAGCUGCCUUAACGCUGCUGCUGCUGCUCAGCGGCCGGGCUGCCUUCACUGCUGCCAGGUCCCUGAACGCACCGCAGGACCCAGAGGAUCUGUCUCUGUCUCUGUCUCCGGACGGACAGACGGACGGUACCGACAGUCUGACCGCAGCGGGGACAGGUGUGGACCGACGGCGGCGCCCCCUUCUGGAGAAAACUCGUCCCUUCAUUCUGGUGGGCGGACAGAGGAGGAGCCUCGCUGAAGCCCUACAGGACGGUCACCCCGACAGGCUGCAGUGUGGACUGGAGGUGGGAGGACAACUCUUCCUGCUGGACCUGGAGAAGAACCACGACCUGCUGCCCAAACCGCCCAAUGUCUUCUACUACCUGCCAAACGGCACCGGAGUGUCUGUGAGAGCCGACCCUGUGACUCACUGUUAUUACCACGGCAACGUCCGGGGAUUCCCCCAGUCCAGAGUGGCUCUGAGCACCUGCUCUGGUCUCCGCGGCAUCAUCGCCUUCAACUCCACCCUGAGCUUUGAGCUGCAGCCUCAGGAGGACCACCACCACCAGCCGGGGGAGGAGGUCGGGGGAGGAGGGGAGAGCGGUGGAGACGGGAGUGGAGGGAGCGGAGGAGGAGGAGAUGAAGGACGAGGAGGAGGAGUUCACCUGCUGUUCUCCACCAGCCCUCUGGAGGGCGACGGGGCUGGAGGCUGUGGGGUCUCAAACACCGCUGUACCCCCCAUCCACAGCUCCACACACACUCACAGGAGGAAGAGAGACAUCCUGUCUGAGACCAAAUACAUCGAACUGGUGCUGGUGGCCGAUCACCAGGAGUUCCUGAACUACCAGAAGAACAAUAAAACCAUCAUCUACCGCAUGUUGGACGUGGCCAACCAGGUGGACUGGUUCUACCGUCCUCUGAACGUCCGGGUAGCGUUGACCGGUCUGGAGAUCUGGAGCGACCGCGAUAAGAUCCCGGUGGAGAAGAGUCCCACCGACACCCUCAACAACUUCCUAGAAUGGAGAACCAGAGAGCUGCUGCCGCGCCUUCGCCACGACAACGCCCAGCUCGUCAUGGGUGGCUCUUUUGAUGGCACCACGGUGGGGAUGGCGUCUCAGUCAUCCAUGUGCUCCAAGGACCGGUCGGGUGGAGUCAACGUGGACCAUCUGGUCAGCGUGCUGGGCGUGGCCUCCACUGUUGCUCAUGAGCUCGGCCAUAACUUGGGAAUGAGUCAUGACACCGCCGAGCGCCGCUGUUCCUGUCAGAACGAACGGCGGCUCGGAGGAUGCAUCAUGGAGCCCUCAACCGGGUUCUUGCCGGGUCAGCAGUUCAGCAGCUGCAGCGCUGCAGAUCUGUCCGUCAGCCUGCUGCACGGCGGCGGCAUGUGUCUGUUCAACAUCCCGCAGCCGGACCGUCUGCUGGGAGGACCGCGCUGCGGAAACCUCUACGUGGAGAAAGGCGAGGAGUGUGAUUGCGGCCUGCUGGAGGAGUGUGAGGACCCCUGCUGUAACGCCUCCACCUGUCGGCUGGUUCAUGGAGCUCAGUGUUCGUCUGACGGCAUCUGUUGCCACGACUGCAAGCUGCAGGCGGCGGGUUCGGUGUGUCGCGAUCCACUCGGAGAGUGUGACCUCCCCGAGUUCUGCACAGGCUCCUCCCCUUACUGCCCCCCCAACGUCUUCCUGCAGAACGGGGAGCCCUGCGAGGACGACGCCUCCUACUGCUACGAAGGAGUCUGCGCCAGCAUGCACACCCAGUGCCAGAUGCUGUGGGGACCCAAUGCCACCAGCGCUCCUCCUGUCUGUUUCUCCUCAGUCAACAAACAGGGAAACAAAUAUGGGAACUGUGGUCAGCUGACCAACGGCUCCUACAUCUCCUGUGGAAACUCUGAUGUCCACUGCGGCAGGAUCCAGUGUCAGGGAGGGAGAGAGCGUCCCCUGACGGGCACCAACGCUGAGAUCUUAACCACCAAGGUGCGCUUCAACCACAGCGACCUGGUCUGCAGAGGAACCUUCUUCCACCUGGGAGACGACGUGUCGGACCCCGCCACGGUGGCCCAGGGCACCGCCUGCAGCCCCGGCAAGGCGUGUUUGAACCAGAAGUGUCAGGACGUGUCGGUGUUCGGGGUGGAUGAAUGUCGCAGGAAGUGUAACGGUCACGGGGUGUGUAACAGUAAUAAGAACUGCCACUGUGAGGUGGGCUGGGCUCCACCUGACUGCAGGUACUCUGGUCAUGGAGGCAGCGUGGACAGCGGACCCGCCAGAGCUGCUGGAGAGUCCGACCCGGUCCGAGUGGCUCUGCUUGUCAUCUUCCUCUUCAUCCUGCCCGUGGUGCUCCUCUUCCUCGCUCUGCGCUUCCCUCGGUUCCGUCAGAGUUUCCUGUGUCUGGGACCCAACAGCCCGCUUCAUAAAGCUCGCCAACACAACCGGACGCCGGCGAUGGAGAGAGUGGACGGCAGGAACGGAGAGCAGGUCCGACCUCUGAGGUACCACCUGAACCCGCCAACUGAAAUUCCGCUGACCCCGUCCCACAAAGAGGUUCAUGACAGACCUGCUCCUCCCACUAAGCCACUCCCCCCUGACCCCGCCUUAAAACCCCCGCCGCAGCGGCCUGCCCCCCCCACCAAGCCUCUGCCCCCCGACCCCACCGGCCAGCUGCUGGUGAGUCGACCAGCUCCACCCAGCAAGCCCCUCCCCCCUGACCCCGUCACACCUGGACAGGUCGCUGUUCCACUCAAACCUGUGGUGCCCAUAAAGCCUCGGCUGUUGGCCCCACCGUCCCGCCCCCACAUCCCCCCCCACAUCCCCCCUCACCCCGGCUACCCCGCCAACACCAAACCACCACAUCACGGAGCCGUCGCACCUGCAGCCGGUCCCAACAGACGACCUCCUCUUCCUCCAUUUCGACCCACAAACCCUCAGAAAGUCGACUCGUCGCCACUUUAACAAGCUGAGCGUCAGCAGGUAGAUUUUAUCUGUUAACCUGAUGAUGAAGAAGAAGAUGAUGAUGAUGACUUUAUUAUCCAGUUUGCACUCAGUCGUCGGAUUUUCUCACCUAGUACUUCAUGAACUCACAGAAACUGUAAAUAAUGUUAACGUGCCUUGCUCAGCAGCACCUCGGCAGCCAUAAUGUGGACACUCGGGAACUGAACCCCCGGAACUCUGACAGACAGCUGCUGGAUAUGAUGUCACAUUAAAUGUCUUGGUGUCAACAAUACAGAGCCCCUAGUGCCUUGCUCAAGGACCCUGAGACGGGGAUCAAAACUGUGAUCAAAGUAAAGACGUAUUAGUAGAGCGGUUCCCAAACUGUGGUUCAGGACCGUCUGCAGGACCCUCUGCUGCAGGACCCUCUGCUGCAGGUCCAUCUGCUCCAGGACACUCUACUACAGGACCCACUACUACAUGACCCUCUACUACAGGACCCUCUGCUGCAGGACCCUCUACUACAGGACCCUCUACUACAGGACCCUCUGCUGCAGGACCCUCUGCUGCAGGACCCUCUACUACAGGACCCUCUGCUGCAGGAUCCUCUACUGCAGGACCUGCUGGACCCUCUGCUGCAGGACCCUCUGCUGCAGAACCAUCUACUACAGGACUUGCAGGACCUGCAGGACACUGAAGAGUUCAUGAGAAAUAUUUUUUAAAUUUCAAACAUUAUUUUUUAGCAGCAUGACAGAAAUUAGAAGGUUUUUCUUCCCUCAGCAGGACGGACGGGGAAUUUAACGUGUCGGAUUAUAUCAUCAUGGAGUUAUAAUCUGACCUUCUUCUGAUGAAGUCGACGUUUAUUAAAACAGGAUUUUAUCGUCAUCAGAUUGGACUAAACUUUCAUCAGAUGGUAUAAAAUCACAGACUAGUCCUUUACCAGAAGAUGUACGAUCUGAAAAGACUUGAGAUCCCGGAUCUGACGGUGGACGAUGGACCACGGUUGGAUUUACGAUGGGUUUGGGAUAACAAUCUGAGAUUUUGAGAACAAAGUUGAAAUAUUUUGAGAAAGGUUUGUGAAAAACAAUAUUUUGAGAAGAACAUUUAUUUUUUUUAGAUUAAAAGUCAUCAUAUGUAGAGAGUAAAGUCGGAAUAUAAGAAAAGAGUUAUAAGAAAGG
Molecule: messenger RNA, 4886 nt
Organism: Sebastes umbrosus (honeycomb rockfish)
Lineage: Eukaryota; Metazoa; Chordata; Actinopteri; Perciformes; Sebastidae
Gene: adam15
Product: ADAM metallopeptidase domain 15
Exons: 25
Coding region: 805-3732 (975 amino acids)
Biological process (GO): innate immune response; proteolysis; integrin-mediated signaling pathway
Molecular function (GO): integrin binding; metalloendopeptidase activity
Source: RefSeq, a predicted model, not a curated record